AUGUUCAUUAUUUUAUAUUUCUUCAUAUAUAAUUGUUUUGGUAAAUGUGAAUUAAAUUUUACUAGUGCAAGUAGAUAUGGAUUAAAUGGACUUAUGGUUAUAAGUUCAAAUACAAGUGAAUGUAGUGGAGAUAUCAAAAUACCAACAAGUGGAAUAGAUCCAAAUUCCAAUGAAGAAAAAAGAGUAGAAAUAAUUGGAUGGAAUGCAUUUAGUAAUUCAUUAAUAAAGAGUAUUGAAAUACCAACAAGUAUAAAAAUAAUUUGUCUUAAUGCAUUUUCAAAUUGUAAUAACUUACAAAAUAUAAAUAUUCCAAACAGUGUUUAUAGAAUUGAUUAUCAAGCAUUUUCUAAUUGUAAAUCAUUAGUUUCAAUAAAUUUUAAUAAUGCAGAAAUUAAAGAAUUAGGUAAUGAAGUUUUUAUUGGAUGUAAUAAAUUAAAAUCAAUAGAUUUAUCAACAUUUUCAAUUGAAACAAUUUAUGAAGAUACUUUUAAUGGAUGUUCUAAUUUAAUAAAUGUUAUUCUUCCAUAUACUUUACAUGAAAUUAAAGAAAGUGCAUUUUCUGGAUGUACUUCAUUAACAACGAUUAAUCUUCAUAAUACAUUAAUUAAUUCUAUUAAAGAAAAAGCUUUUGAAAAAUGUACUUCUCUUAUUAAUAUUACAUUUCCUUCUACUCUUAUUUCUUUAUCAAAUAAUUCAUUUGAAAAAUGUACUUCAUUAACUUCAAUUAUUUUUCAAUCAAUAUUAUCAUCUUCAAAUAAUAAUAUUCCUUUUAAUGAAUGUAAUAAACUUAAAUCAAUAUAUUAUACUGGAACAGAUUUAUUUACUAAUUGUAUUUUCUCAAAUAAUCCAAUACAAAAUAUUUAUGUUAUUUCAGAAUAUCAACAAGACUUUAUUUGUUCUAUUAAAGUAAUUAAAAAUAUUAAUCAUUCACCAAUUAUUUAUCUUUGUAAAUAUUCUGAUUCAAACAACUGUGUGUCUUAUCUUUCAUAUAGAAAAUCUUCUAUUAAUCAAUUAACAAAUAAUGAAAUUUGUUAUCAAAGAGGUUCAACAAACCAAAAAAUUAUAGUAAAUGAUAAUAAAUAUUAUCUUGUAGAUUGUAAUAAUAAUACUAAAAUACAAUAUUAUCAAAAUAAAGAAAUUAAUGAUAAUAGUAUUUCUAAUUUUAUUUUUUCAGUAGGAUAUAAAGAAAUAAAUGAUAAUAAUAUUCAUACUUUAAGAGAAUAUUUCAUCUCUAAACGUAUUGAUAAUAUUCAAUGGAUUACUAAUCAAUGUACAGUUACAAAACAUCUUUAUUUAAAUGAAAAUGAAAAUUCUUCAAUUAAAACAAAAGAUAUUAUUAUUGAAAUAUAUAGAAAUGGAUAUAUUUUAAAUAAUGGAAUAUUUUAUAUAGAAAAAAAUAUAAAAAUGAAUGAAAUACAAACAUUGUAUUUUGGAAAUGAACAAAUGUAUAGAGAAGUAUUAAUUAAUGAUUAUUUUGAAUCAAUGAAUUCAGAAAAUGAAUAUAUUUUUGAAUGUAUUUCAAAAGAUUUAUGUAAAUCAUAUAAAUUUAAUACUAUGAAUAAUCUAUUUAUUGAAGACAUUGAUUUUCCUCUUCUUAAAAAAGAAACAAAAACAAAUAUUUUAGCUAUUGGUAAUGAACAUUUUCAUUUUUAUUAUUCUCCUUAUUUUAGUCAACAAGUUAAAUUUACAAAUUAUUGUGAAAAUGGAAAAAUAUUUAGAACUAUUGGAAUGGAACUUCAAUUAAUGUCUAAUUUUGUUAAUGAAAAUGAAUGUCCAAAAGAUGAUUAUUCAUCUUUUUCUAUUGAAAUUGAAUCAAAAAAUGAAACAAUUGAAAUUAAUUCUAGAAUAUAUAAAAUUUCAGUUCUUGAUAAUAGAAUAUCAGACUCAACACCAAUAUAUUUAAAAUUUACAAAUUCAUAUUUAAGAGUUAUACCAAAUAAAUGUUUUCAAAUAACAAAUUCAUCUUCAUUACUAUUUAUUCCUGGAAUUUAUGGAGAUAAAAAUUAUAUAUUUUUAAAAGAAUAUAGUUCAACAAAUAAUUGUAAUGGAACAUAUAGUAUUAGUGAAUUUUCACCAGAUCAAUAUAGUUAUACUAAGUUUAAUAUUAAUGAUGAUUUUGCAAUUAUUAGUUAUUUUGAAAAUGAUUAUAAAGAGUGUGGAAUUAAUAAAAUAGAAGAAGCAAGUUUAAUUAGAUAUGUAUUACCUGAUAUAAAUAAAUGUCAAUUUAAAUCUACAUAUACUAUCAAUGAAUUUAAUUUAAUUGAAACAAAAUAUGAUAAUUCUGAUUGUAAAGGUAAUAUAAUUAUUCAAGAAAGUUAUGCAUUAAAAAGAUGUAUAAAUGAUACUAAUCAAUUACAUAUUAUAAUUGCAACAUUUCCUAUUAAAUCUGAAGAUUGUAAUAAUAAAUUUAAAGGAUGUAUAAAUUGUGAUUUAGAUGAAUGUUAUGAAUGUCCAAAUGGUUAUGGAUUAUCAAUGAAAAAGGAUAAGUGUAUCGACUGUUCUAUAUUUACAAAUGAUUGUAUUCAAUGUAAUAAUCAGACGUGUACUAAAUGUAAUAGUAUAGAUAAUGAAAUUAGAGUUUAUCACAAUAAUAAUUGUUUAACAUGUAAAGAAGCAUUUAAUGAUAAUGGAUGUUUAGAAUGUAAUGCAAAUAAUUGUACACUUUGUUCAAGUAUUAAUGGAACAUUAAGAUAUUAUAAUAAUGGUUCAUGUAAAACAUGUGAAGAAGCAUAUGAUGAAAAUUGUUCAGAUUGUGAUGGAAUAGAAUGUAAAAAAUGUAAAAUAGAAUAUGGAUUAAAAAUAGGAAGACAUGGAUGUAUGAAAUGUUUUGAUUUAGAUAGUAAAUGUUUAGAAUGUGGAGAAGGAAUAUGUACUAAAUGUUAUAAUAAUUUAUUAUUUAAAAACAAUAAGUGUCAAAGUUGUGAUGAUAUUUAUGGAAAAGAUUGUCUUUCAUGUGAUAUAAAUAAUUGUUUAACUUGUGAUAAUAAUAAAAUUGUUAUUGAAUCAAAGUGUAUUAGUUGUAAGAAAAUAUUUGAUCAUUGUAUUCAUUGUAAUACUACUCAUUGUUUAGAUUGUGAUUCAAUUGAUUAUUCUUUAAUUAAUGGAAAAUGUAUUAAUCAAAAUAAUGAACAAGGGAAUAAUUCUUGUUUAAUUUCAAUAUUGUUGGUUUUUUCAAUAAUUCUUUUCUUCUUAAUUUAA
Messenger RNA from Entamoeba nuttalli P19, 3198 nucleotides. Its product is annotated as leucine rich repeat protein, BspA family protein. The transcript has a single exon. Bases 1 to 3198 code for a protein of 1065 amino acids. NCBI's taxonomy places the organism in Eukaryota, Evosea, Mastigamoebida, Endamoebidae. The record is from RefSeq and is a predicted model, not a curated record.